AUGGCAAACAUCCUCCAUUUACCGUUAUCAGAGGCCGCAGAAGACUCUAUCACCCAGGAGAUCAAGGUGAGAACUUGGUGGUCUCUUUACAUGAUCGACCAGUGGUCUUCUGCAGGCCUGGACUUGAACAAACAAAUGCACGAUGACAACCAUCGCUUGCCAAUACAAGAAACUACAUUCUGGUCUCUAAAACGAGGGGAAUCAAUGGGUCAGGAUGAUCAGCCCAGUUUAGGUCUCUGGGGGUAUAUGGUCAUACUGGCCCGGAUAUUCGGUAAAAUCCAAGAUCUCCACCAGCAGCUCUCCAAUGGAGUGCUUAAUGAGCACCACGCGGAAAUGAUCACGCAAGAGCUCGCACAAGAGUUUGAGAAUUUUGAGCAAGAACUUCCAACAGAUCUUCAUUUCACCGUCCACAACCUGGAACAGCAUUCCGUAGUGGGCUUGGGACAGGCCUUUGUGGCACUUCAUCUAGGGUAUCAUCACUACGCCACCUUAUUAUACUUUCCCUUCUUUGAUAUUCAACUCUCUCAGACCCGCAGUCGAGCCCUAUUUGCCUCUCGCUGCAAACACCACGCCACAAUGUUUAGUGAUCUACUGAGGACCUCCCACGAGACCCCGGAUUGCGAAGCGGUAUACCUCAUUGUGGCACACAUGACUGUAGUGUCAUCGGCUGCCCUAUUACAUACCCUGCUAUUUGGGAAUCAUGAUGAGAUUUUUGACGCGAGGAAUCGGCUUUGUUCAAACUUUGAAAUACUCCUCAAACUCAAACCGUACUGGCCGGGAGUCGACCUCAUGGUAGGCCGGAAGAUCUGUAAGGCUGAUUCGAAGUUCAGAGCUAAUAUAUCUCAGAUGGAGCGGCUAUUUACAUUUCAAAAAGUUUGCAUGCGCUCAAUGGACAAAACAUAUACCGUGGAUAGAUGGAUAGUCAAUUUUCUUCUGCAGCAUGCAUUACCUAUCGAUGGAGAAACGGAGGCACCAGCUACCUCUGACCUUGCAGAACGUGGGAAGUUUGCAAAUGAUGCACUGUCGAUCUUGCGCCCAGAAAUGUAA
Messenger RNA from Penicillium cataractarum, 1047 nucleotides. Its product is annotated as fungal specific transcription factor domain-containing protein. The record is from RefSeq and is a predicted model, not a curated record. Lineage: Eukaryota; Fungi; Ascomycota; Eurotiomycetes; Eurotiales; Aspergillaceae. The coding region runs from base 1 to 1047 and encodes 348 amino acids. Gene Ontology annotation, cellular component: nucleus. The transcript has a single exon.